UAGUGGGGGGGUCGCUCGGUGGCGGUCGCCAUGCUGUUUCCCACCCCCUCAGUCCCCCCCUCCUUCUCUUAAGUCCGUAGCCAUAGCAUUCCGGCUAGCCGUGCACUCUACCCCGCCUACCAGAGGACAAGCUCCGGGAUUCCUGACAGGAUUCCCAGGCGGUCAAACCCCUGGAGGGUCCAUGCAUGCGGCACCCCGGAGCUGUGCCGCCCCCCUGGCUGGGGGACUCCGGGAAUCCGCGCUCGGCGCUUGUUCUUAAUGUUUAAGCUAAUUAGCAUAGCAGGCUAGGUGAGCCGGCUAGCCCCGGGCCGCGGACGUGCACUGCUUGACCGACGGAGCCGCUGAAUGCAGUGUCAUUCGGGGCUGAGGCCCGGGACCGACUCAGAAGUCAUGUCAUCAAUUUAACGAAUAGUCAUUUAGAUUAUGGAUUAAAAACUACGUCAGUGAGCAGAGAGUGCGAGUCGCUGCCUGAAGGUUUUUUUAAUAACUCGGCAGCUGUGUCUGGAAGCCGGAUAGCUAAAGCUAACUAGCAUCUCGGCUUUGAAAAGCCCGUCGCGCGGACGCUGGCGUCCAACGGAUAACCGUCAGUUUGCUGACUAACUGCUGACCGUUGACUAUUUUAAGGACUCAAGUUUGAUUUUCAGUUGCGCUCAACAUGAACGGCAGCAGAGGCAAACUCGUGGGUUUACUACAGAUACCUGCCACGGGUCAGCUGUGAUGCGUGUUUAAAAGGCAACUUCCGAGGCUGUAGAUACAAGUGCUUGAUCUGCUACGACUACGACCUGUGUGCGUCGUGCUACGAGGGUGGGGCCACCACCACCCGGCACACUACAGAACACCCCAUGCAGUGCAUAUUAACCAGGGUAGAUUUUGAUUUAUAUUACGGCGGGGAGGCGUUCUCAGUGGAACAGCCUCAGUCCUUCACGUGUCCCUACUGUGCGAAAAUGGGCUACACGGAGACAUCCCUGCAGGAGCACGUGACCUCGGAGCACGCGGAGACGUCCACGGAGGUGAUCUGCCCCAUAUGUGCGUCUUUGCCUGGCGGAGACCCCAACCAUGUGACAGACGACUUUGCUGCCCACCUCACGCUCGAACACAGAGCACCUCGCGACCUCGAUGAGUCCAGCGGUGUCCGGCACGUGCGCAGGAUGUUCCACCCAGGCCGGGGGCUGGGGGGUCCUCGUGCACGGAGGUCCAACAUGCACUUCACCAGUAGCUCCACCGGGGUGCUGUCAUCAUCACAGAGUUCCUCAUACUCGCCGAGCAACAGAGAAGCAAUGGACCCCAUAGCAGAACUGCUGUCCCAGCUGUCAGGCGUGCGGCGCUCUGCAGGCGGUCAGAUCAACUCGUCGGGCCCAUCGGCAUCACAGCUGCAGCAGUUGCAGAUGCAGCUGCAGCUGGAGCGGCAGCAGGCUCAGGUGGCGCGGCAGCAGCUGGAGUCCGCGCGCAGUGCCACAAGGCGCGGUAACCCAGGCAACGCCGUGACGCAACCCAACGGCAGUCCCAAUCCUGCACCUCCGCCGCCCCCACCGCCAGACAGCAACCCGCCUACCCUGCACAGCUCGCAGUUCCUGCUCGCCAGGUUGACCGAACCGGAGCUGUUGGAGGCGGAGCGGCAGGCGCUGGAGGCGGAGCGUGCCGACCGCGGCCUCUUCGUGCAGGAGCUGCUGCUCUCCAUGCUGGCGGCCGCUGACAAUGACGGCGGCGGCGACUCGCCCUCCCCCGGCAGCAGGGGGCGCCGCAGCUUUGCCGACUUCGGCGCCAUGGGCUGCGUGGACGUCAUGCCGCUGGACGUGGCUUUGGAGAAGCUGAGCGUGAAGGAGAGGCGCAAAGGAAGCGAGUCGUCCCCUCUUUGACAGGAGGCGCCCUCUGCCUUGCGAUGCCGGGGAAGUCGGCGGCAACUUUGGCUGCCUUUUACAUCCGUUUUAUUAUUAUCAUCAUUAUUAUUAUUAUUAUUUUGGUGAUUGUAAAUUCAGGUCCGUCACCCUUAUUACACUGUGUAUAUACGUCAAAGGGGGAGAGAAUCGGGAAGGAAUAUAUAUAAAUAUAUAUAAAUAUAAAUACAAAGGUAUAGAAGCUGAUAAUCAGUUCUGCGUAGCUAAUUUAUACGUCGAUAGCUGGCCGCGAACAGCUCUGCGGACAGAGACUCCACAUCCCGAGCUGCAGAUGGACCCCGACCACUCUGCACUGAGGCUGCUGUGUGUAUUUAUGAAUACUAACAAAUAAAAAGUGCUUGCAGGGAUUACGGCAACUAAAGCAUGAUGUCAUUUGCAGUGUGCAUGGGGUUUAUUUAACCAUCAGCAAACAAACAAAGCUUAUUUUUUUUUCUUUUAUGUCCCCCAAGCUUUGUUUUGGGGAGAAUUGGAAAAUGAAAAGAAAUGAUGGGAUUUUACUAAAUUUGAGCUGGGAGUCUUGUUUUGGACCUUUGGCAACAUCUAAACAAAUGCUUUUGUUCAAGCUUUACCCCAGCUGGCCUUUUCCGGUUCGUCACAACCCGAGUCUGACCUGGUUGCCUGUUUGGUCACCCCCCCCGAGCCAUGCAGUCAGGAGAGGGGACUGUGGUCUCUAUCUCUCACUCACCCUCCUCCCCCAGUGAAACGGCACACGUCUGCUGAGUGUUUUAUCGGUAUCCUAAUUCCACUCCCUGCUCAUGGCUGCACCUUUGGCUUUCAGAUUUACUCUAUUUUGAGAGCCUUGGGUUGAGCCGCAUUAAACCAUACUGUAAGUUUUGUAGUGAUUUGCCGUUUUUAGUGUGAAGAACCUGGAUUAGACUUCAAAUUCCCAUAUCCGGCACAGUGUGCUCUUCCUCAUCUUCCCCGCCUCUUCUCGCAGCAUCAGGCAUAUGGUUUCCUGUGCUACUAUUCAUAUUCAAGCAAAGGCUCUUUCUCUGGGUACUGAGGGGCUUUUCCAAUCACUGUCCUGUAGGAGGUGCUCUUUAUGUCCAAAGCAGACUGGAAGCCUGUUUGCUGUACUUCUAAUGGUAUGUUUGGCUGUUUUGGCCUGAUGUUGCAUAAUAGGCAAGUCUGGGAAGGUACCAAGACUGUGAUAUGCUGUUUUAGAGGUGGAAAGUUCAGGUCCAGAAAGUACAAAUCCAGACCAAGAUUUUGUUCAAGACAACCAGUUGAGUCCUCUGUGAAUGUGACUCUUUAUACUCGACUGGUGGGUUGAAACAAAAUCUUGGUCUGGAUUUGUAGUUUAUGUACCGGAACUUUCCACCUCUGCUGUUUCAUGUGUAUGAGCUGCGAGUGGCGAUCUUGCAAGGGUAGCUUCAUGCUGUCACAUGUGGGAUAGACCAGACUGUGAUAGAACAGCUAUAUUAAGCUUGCCUUAAAAAUAAACUAUAAUCUCAAAA
This is a messenger RNA of Brienomyrus brachyistius, 3352 nucleotides long. RefSeq names its product E3 ubiquitin-protein ligase KCMF1-like. Gene Ontology annotation, cellular component: plasma membrane. Gene Ontology annotation, biological process: synaptic signaling. NCBI's taxonomy places the organism in Eukaryota, Metazoa, Chordata, Actinopteri, Osteoglossiformes, Mormyridae. The record is from RefSeq and is a predicted model, not a curated record. Gene Ontology annotation, molecular function: zinc ion binding. The coding region runs from base 843 to 1856 and encodes 337 amino acids. The transcript has 7 exons.